This is a messenger RNA of Pelobates fuscus (common spadefoot toad), 1356 nucleotides long. It is a transcript of the gene FBXO47, whose product is annotated as F-box protein 47. Gene Ontology annotation, molecular function: protein binding. The record is from RefSeq and is a predicted model, not a curated record. Lineage: Eukaryota; Metazoa; Chordata; Amphibia; Anura; Pelobatidae. Bases 1 to 1356 code for a protein of 451 amino acids. The transcript is spliced from 12 exons.
AUGAAAAAAGUUAAGAUGGCGGAACCUUCAGGGAGCAGCUUUACACUCAUCCCAAACCUUAAGUUUAGACGUAGCAAUCGUCAGUUUAGGCUGAAAUGUGAGAGAAAAGAAUCUGUUGAUAUAGCCACUUUGGGUGACUUCCGGACAUUGCCAAUGGAGAUAUUUUACAGUCUGUUACAAUACCUUUCAGUGAGAGAUAUAAGCAUAUUCAGCAUGGUUUCUAAAUCUGUAAGCAAUCAUCUCAUCAACUACAUAUCUUCACCAAGGGGAAGCCGCCGUCUAGUUCUUCAAGACUUCCACACCACAGAAAAACGGGGAACUUCCAUAAUUGAACACUACAGAUCUUUAGGCUUGUUAUUUAAGAGGUGCACAUUGCUGCUGCCCACGAAAGAGAGACUGAAAUAUAUUCAGAAGAUGUUAUGUGAAGUUCGUUGUUUUAAAUUGUGUGGAUGUUCUGCACCUGUGCAGUGCCUUGGUUUUCAUUGUUAUGGAGCAUUUUUAAAGAUAUUGACAGCUGGCUGGGAUGAACUGGAGUGUUAUAGAGUCUACAAUUUUCUCUGCGAUUUCAAUAACCUAACUCGUAGGGUGCAAAGUGUGGUGAAUGGCAAGCCAGGUUCUGCACGCAAGCUGGAGCUUCAUGUGCGGCUUUUUUUCCGAAAUGUGCUUCUGGAUCACUGGACUCAUCGUAGCGACUCUGCCUUUUGGCUUACACGUUUGCUCAAACCAUGGCCUAUAGUUCACCAGGCUCGUUUGCUAUUCAUUAUUUUUGGACCAGUCUCUGCAGCAGAUGGACAUGUAUCAUGGACAAGCAUGACAGAAGGGAUGGCAGACGUUUCUAGCCUAAGAAGACUUGCUGAUGCUCUGAAGUUGCUGUAUGGAGCCGAAGCCAAAGAAUGGACUGCAGAUAAUGUUAUCAGUUUGGUGGAUGAACUGUCAGUGAUUCCCCAAGAAUGGCUUUUGGAGAACAAUGCACGCCUUCUUAUUCUCAGUGGGAAUGGUAUUUGUUUUGCAUUCAUGGCCUGCAAAGCAGUGAAUGGAAACACAGUUGACUUGGCCAGAACGGUGGUUUUCCUUGCUUUGGUAUGUGAAAAGGACUUGUACUGCAUGGACUGGGCAGUGAAAAUGAUGCAGAAGAUAUGUAAAGUAUUUGGUACACGUGCUGAGAGGACCAACUUCUUGCAAAAUGUGGAGAAUGCAUUUGCCCGCAUUAUCAUAAAUAUGCUGCAUUCUGUGAUAUCUGCUCAACGGCGUGAUGAAGAGGAUAGCAGUUUCUUGAAUCUUUUCCAUUUGGUCAAUGCCCAGGCAAAUUUCCACAAGGAAAUCCUUUACCUUACCCUCAACAGCCCUUCAUUUUGA